Molecule: messenger RNA, 1632 nt
Organism: Camellia sinensis
Lineage: Eukaryota; Viridiplantae; Streptophyta; Magnoliopsida; Ericales; Theaceae
Product: cysteine-rich receptor-like protein kinase 44
Biological process (GO): protein phosphorylation
Molecular function (GO): ATP binding; protein kinase activity
Source: RefSeq, a predicted model, not a curated record
CGUCGCGGUCGACUCACGGUCGUUGUCGUAAUACAUUUGCUCUUCUGCUCGUGAAGAAGAGAAGAGAAGAGAAGAGACCGAAAAAGGUUAAAAACUCUUAAAAUAUAAUAUUGUAUUGUAACUCGGCGGAACUUCACAAUUUCAACGGAGGCGGAGGAUCGGAAUUAAUGGUUUGGUUUCGAUUUGAUUGAUUAAUGCCUCCAUGGGAAUUCUCUCCGCCUUGUGCGGUUGCUUCAACACCACUCUAAGAUUCGGCCGCCCUGGUCGUGGCGGUGGCGGAGACGAGGACGACGGCGGAGAGUCGAGCGGGUUCUUCUUCGAACUGCAGACUCUGCAAAUUGCUACCAACUUUUUCUCCGAGAUGAACAAGCUCGGUCACGGUGGGUUUGGUCCCGUCUACAGGGGAUUUAUGCCAAAUGGUCAAGAAGUGGCUGUGAAGAAGCUAUCAAUGAAUUCGAGACAGGGCCUGAGAGAAUUCACCAAUGAGGUGCGACUAUUAUUGAAAAUUCAGCACAAGAACUUGGUCACAUUAUUGGGGUGCUGUGCAGAUGGACCUGAGAAGAUGCUUAUCUAUGAAUAUCUUCCCAACAAGAGUCUCGAUUAUGUCCUUUUUGAUAAAAGGAAGUCUUUGUCCUUGGAUUGGUUCAAACGAUUUCGAAUGGUGACAGGCAUUGCCAGAGGACUUCUCUACCUACACGAAGAAGCUCCUGAAAGGAUUAUCCAUAGAGACAUUAAAGCUAGUAAUAUUUUGCUAGAUGAAGAGUUAAACCCAAGGAUCUCAGAUUUUGGCUUGGCUAGGCUUUUCCCUGGGGAUGAGACUCACGCACAAACAUCUAGGAUUUCCGGUACUCAUGGUUAUAUGGCUCCUGAAUAUGCAAUGCAUGGAUAUUUGUCAGUGAAGGCAGAUGUAUUCAGUUUUGGAAUUUUGGUGUUGGAGAUUGUGAGUGGAAGAAAGAACCAUGAUAGGGCACUUGGUGGAGAAAAGACUGAGCUCUUAAGCUAUACAUGGACGCUCUUUCAAGAAGGAAAGGCACUGGAAUUAGUGGACCCAAGUCUUGCCGAGUGUAAUCCCGAGGAGGCAACAAUGUGCAUUCAGAUAGGGUUGUUAUGUUGUCAAGCAAUCGUUGCAGCUAGGCCUAAUAUGAGAUCAAUCCAUCUUAUGUUGUCAAGUGAUUCAUUUACUUUGCCUAGACCUGGAAAACCUGGAAUUCAAGGCCGCAGAGGUCGUUGGACUACCACCGCCAGCACCAGCACCAACACCACUUCUGCUCUUACUAACAACACUAAUAACGCUACUAGUUCCGAUACCACCAGCACCAACACCACUUCUGCUCUUACUAACAACACUAAUAACGCUACUAGUUCCGAUACCGGCACUACCAACACCAAGGUUUCGGUGGGUAGUAGUAGUUUUGUUGAGGAUUAUUCUAGAAAUUCCCUCUCUUAUUCUUCUAUUAACGAAGGAAGGUAGAUGACCUCCAUAUAUAUUUUGUGAAGUUUAAUUAUUAUUAUUUUUACUUUUUAUAAUUCAUUUUGUACAGGGUUCUCAAUUGAUGUAAGGGUAAUAUUUUUAUCCCCUAAUAUUCAUUGUAGUUUUUAAUUGAUCAAAGAAAGAAGCCUCCAAUUCCCAAA